AUGAGUAGACAGCAACGUCAACCACAAAAUGAAAUGGUUUCUUGGUAUAAAGAUAUGCCAAUUUGUACAAGAUUUUUAUUUACAAGUUUUAUUUUAGUAACAGUACUUGGUAAUACGGUAAUAAGACCACAUUAUCUUGUUCACAUACCUCAAUUCACGUUUUAUAAAUUACAGAUAUGGAGACUUUACACUUCAUUUUUCCUCUAUGGACUUAGUUUGAGUGGAGCUUUUCAAUUAUAUUUUUUAUAUACAUAUUCUAGAGAUGUAGAAAUUGACAAAUUUUUAGGGAGAACAGCAGAUUAUAUAGUAGGAUGGUUUUUUGGAUUUUCAUUAUUUAACCAAAGUUUAGUAAUGGCUAUUAUAUAUAUAUGGUCACAACAUCACAGAGAAGCAAUAGUAAAUUUUAUGUUUGGUAUAAGAUUUAAGGGAGUAUAUUUACCAUUUGUAUUAUUAAUAUUUGAAAUGUUACAAGUGGGAGGAAUUCCGUGGGCAUCAUUAAUAGGAGUAUUUACGGGUCAUAUAUAUCAUUAUUUACAAGAAAUAUAUCCUGCAACUGGCGGUAGAAGAUUUUUAAAUACGCCACAAUGGUUAUAUUAUUGGUUCCCUACAAAUAUCUCGUCUGCUAGUGGUAUUCGAACUUCGUUCGGUACCAUUUUAAAUCCUGGCAGGAAUGCACCGCGAACUGAGAGUACUUCAAGAAAUUGGGGUAGAGGUUAUAGAUUAGGAUAA
Molecule: messenger RNA, 729 nt
Organism: Rhizophagus irregularis DAOM 181602=DAOM 197198
Lineage: Eukaryota; Fungi; Glomeromycota; Glomeromycetes; Glomerales; Glomeraceae
Source: RefSeq, a predicted model, not a curated record